AUGAGGACAAUCCUUGUCGCAUCGCUGGUGCUACCAUUCUGUUUUUCUCUUGGACCGGAACAUGUACCAAAAUUUUUAGAAACGAAUCCGACAAAAACAGCUGUCAUAGACCAAAUUGGCCGUUACACCGUCAACGCCAGCCAGACGCUUAAUGAGCCACCAAAGAAUGAUGGUCUUGAAACGAACUAUCGACACCCUUUCGCUUUCCAGUUCAAUGCUUAUAAAACGGCUGAUAAAGUUGACGGCGCACGCCCUGUCGCUGCUGCUGAAGCCGUCGUUCCACGUCAAAUUACAUUCACAGCCCCAGGGCCGCUCCCAGAACCUGAAAACAAACGCAAAAACUUUUCAUCUCUUGCCGUACCUGUGCUUCCACCAAUUCCUGUUGCCCCCGUUGCCUAUAAUGCAAUCCCGGCCCCGAUCUUAAACCACCCGAUCCCAAGCCCAAUCCCCGGUGCCAUCCCUAGCCCACUGCCAGCGCUUCCACCAGUUCUUGCUACCGGUCCGGUUCCGAUCUUGGCCCCAAGGGUCAAUAUUCCGCUUCUUCCACCUGUUCGCCCAGUCGCCCCUAUUGCUCCAGCUAUCCCAAUGCGUCCUGUGAACGUGGUGGCUCCCAUCCCAGGACCACUUCCACUUCCACUUCCAGCUCCAUCUAUGGGUCUUCGUCCACUUCCGGUAGCCAGUCUGCCACCAGCGCCCAUCUAUCCAUCUCCACCAAUGGUCCUUCCAGCUCCUCUCCCACCUCGACCCUUGUUGAAUCCGAUGCCACUUUUGCCACAUCCUAUUCUUCGAAUUCCCUCAAAUAUCCCUGCUCCACUUCCUCCAGCCUUCCUUCCACCACCUCGAUUCCCAUCCCCGGUGCUUCCUAUUGCUCCUCCAAGACUACCCAUCCUCCCAGCUCCUCUGCCACCCCGUGUACCACUUCUAUCCCCUCCCCCACCUCCACCAGCCGUCCAACCAUUCCCGGUUCCAUUCGCCCCUCCUCCUUCAUAUGUUUCCCCACCUCUUCUCCCAGCGCCUAUUAGACCUCAGGGCUUCCUCUCUUCAAUGCUUCCCCCUGGUCAUGUCCCAGUCAGCCCUUCUGCCCCAGGUGUUUUUAGCCCUGGCCCACUACCAUACCCAUUGAGGCCAGGACCUUUCGGGAAACAUAGUACCGAGCUGCCGUUCAAGAUCAGCUUCUUCAAUGCGCCAUACUACACCGAGAAUUUGAUUGAAAAGCCGGCUCCAAUUGGCGCGCCCAUCGUUCUACCGUAUGAGGCCGUUCGAUUCCACAAGUACAAGCAGUUACAGGAGCAGCAGCAGCUCGAAAAAGCGGAG
Molecule: messenger RNA, 1314 nt
Organism: Mesorhabditis spiculigera
Lineage: Eukaryota; Metazoa; Nematoda; Chromadorea; Rhabditida; Rhabditidae
Source: the annotation of a GenBank genome assembly